AUGGACGUCACGGGGCUGCGGCACCGCAUCCACGAGGCGUAUAAGAGCACUGCGGAGAUGCUGCUAUCGGCGCGCAGCGCCACGGCCUUCGCGGAGAAAGGCGUCCUCACGCCGGACGAAUUCGUCGCCGCUGGGGAUAAUCUGGUGGCCAAGUGUCCCACGUGGUCCUGGGAAGGAGCCGACCCCUCUCGACGACGAAGCUUCCUGCCUGCCGACAAGCAGUACCUCAUCACUCGCAAUGUCCCCUGUCUGAGGCGAGUGGGGGCGAUGGAGGAGGAGGUGCUGCUGGCGACAGGUGGCAGCGAGACAUUGGUUGACGCUGACGUGGAUGGGGAGGACCACGAGCCCUGGGUUGCCACGUCGAAGCUCGGCGGUGCUUCCUCAGCAGCAGCAGGUGCGGGUUCGGCACAGCAGGAGUCCCUUCCCUCCAUCGAGGCAGCAGCACCCCCAGCAGCAGGAGGAGCAGGGGAGGGUGGGGGAGCGGGAGCAGGGGAGAGAAGGGCUGGAGGAGCAGCGGCGGGAGAUGAAGAGGAGGAGGACGAUGUACCCGAUAUAGCGGAAUUCGAUGAUCUGGAUAAUGUGCUCGAUGCGGACCCUGCGGCGCUACAGCUGGGGGGAGGGGGGUACCUGGUGGCAACAGAGCCAGAGGACGACCACAUUCUGCAGACUCGCACUUACGACCUCACAAUCACAUACGACAAGUACUACCAGACUCCAAGAAUCUGGCUCUUUGGUUAUGAUGAGCAACGGCAACCCCUGGCAGCAGAGCGAGUGUUUGAGGAUGUGAGCCAAGACCAUGUCAAGAAGACGGUUACCAUUGACGACCAUCCGCACCUUCCAGGAAAGUAUGCAUCGGUGCACCCAUGCAAGCAUGCAGCGGUGAUGAAGAAGAUCAUUGGAAUCAUGGCAGCCAAUGGCGUGCAGCCACGUGUCGACCAGUACCUUUUCAUAUUCCUUAAGUUCAUCUCGUCGCUGGUGCCUACUAUCGAGUAUGACUACACCAUUGAUUUCGAUAUGGGUGGUACACUGGGCGCACAUGAGGACGACGGCGAGGGAAGUGAUGAUGAGAACCACAAGUCUAGCGGUAAUGGGAGAGACCAUGCUAGUGAAAUAGAGGAAGGUGUAAAAGCAGCUACAAUCACGGAGGUUAGUGGUGGGAAUGGGGAGACAGGGGACACAGUUCCAGGCGCCGCCGUGAAACCCUUCGCUAGUCGGCUUGUCGCGAGCAUCGCGGCUCCGAAUAGUUGUGGCGGCUCGAAAUCAGCUUGCUGUCGAACACGUCCUUACGAAAAGCUUGGCGAUUUGGGCACGACGGCCAAGGAGAAGGCCAGCGAGGCCAAGGCCAAGGGCGGCGAGAUGCUGGGCAAGGGCAAGGCGGAAACCCAGGAGAGCGUCGACAAGGCGAAGCACCCGUUCAGCCACAGCGCGCACGAGGCGGCGGACGCGAAGGAGGCGGCAACUAAGACGAGCGCGGAGAUGGGGAAGGAGGAGAAGGUGGCGGGCGCGCAGAUGGGCGCGGCGGGGGAGAAGGAGGCGCGCCACCUGAAACACCAGACGGGGCUCUAG
Messenger RNA from Closterium sp. NIES-65, 1566 nucleotides. The record is from the annotation of a GenBank genome assembly. Lineage: Eukaryota; Viridiplantae; Streptophyta; Zygnematophyceae; Desmidiales; Closteriaceae.